AUGUCAUCGGCGCGAGCAGCCGUAAUUGGCCAAUUCGAUACACAACUGAGCACUGCGAGAAGUUCCACUUCCAUCUCGUCGCCGGCGUCGCUGGCUGAUAAGCGGUCUAUUACUACCGCCGCAUCAAACGCGUCGUUCGGGUCAAUUACAUCCCCUAGCAAGAGAUUUACCAAGGACCCGCACGUGUCAUUGUCUCUCUUCCAGCCCUAUUCCCCCCCACCUGAAGAAAGACCCGUGUCAGCCGCCUCGCGCGGAUCUGCCAAACCUCCUCCUCGCAAUUACGGUGAUUUGUUUGUGGGGGAUGAUGCUGAAUCGACGCCUACGAAGAAAUCUUCUCACCCUGCGAGGAAAGAUGAAGUUGUACCCCCUAAAGGAGGGGCGGGGCCUACGUAUAAACCCUCGCGUUUGUUUGCGGACGAUGAGGAGGAGCAACGAUCUGAGCAAGUGAAUACAACAACAUCAGUCAAGACUAAUACAAAGAAAUACGAUCAUUUCGAGUUUGGAGAGACGCCUCAUCCUGGAUCCACUGUGAAACCACAGGCUCCAGGCCAUUUUGAAUUCGGCGAGGCUGAACCUCCUGUGAGUAGAUCGGAUCAAGAAAAGACAAAACAAGAAAAUCAUUUCGAGUUUGGAGAAGCGGACCCGGGAAGCAUACAGAGCAACCUCCCUCUCCGCCCCCACGCAAAGAAACACCUGUCCCAAUGGGAUUUUGAGGACUUUGUCACUCCGGAAAAACCGCGGCAGAAGCUCCAAGCGCAGAACGUGCGACAUUUCAGCUGGAGCGACGAUGAGGGGGAUACUGCAGAUAGUCCUCCCAAGCAACGUCGAGCUCCGCAACCGCGCCGCGAUGCGGAAACUCACUUUGAGCUCCGUGACGAUGGAACACCUAUCGCACGCCAACGGAACCCGCAGAUGCAUCCCAGGGGCGACGCACAUAAUAAGGGCCUGGGUCUCUAUGACAAUAAUCUCUUCGAUGAAUCUGGUACACCUAUCGCCAACAAGCAACAAGGACAACAGCAGCAAGAGCAGGAUCAGGAGCACAAGGCGCCCUUCAGGGUUCCCGGCGCUGCACAUAACAAGGGCCUCGGCCUGUAUGAAAACAACGUCUAUGACGACUCAGGCACACCCGUCAAAGCUGCUGGCACUGCUGCUGCGAGGACUAGUGAAGCACCUCAGCGACCCGUGUCUAAUAUUCCUGCUAAUACCGUUAAUCGCCGCAAGGACUUUGAUAGCCAUUGGACGAUGGUGGAUGCUGACGCGGAUGAUUUUACGAAUUCGAAUUCCGUGGAAAAGGAAGGGGAGAAAAUGAAUAAUAGCAAUAAUCAUCAUGAUCAUAAUGCGAAUGGGAAUGGGAAUGCCAAUGGGAAUUCCCAACAGAGUCAUGGCGCCCCUUUAGGGUUUGAUCGCAAGAAGGCUGUGAAGAUGAUGGAUUCGAGUUGGGAUACAUUUGGGGAGGAGGAGGCGGAGAAGGAGAAGGAGAAGGAGAAGCUAGCUCCGUCUGUGGGUGUUAGUGGGAAGAGGAUGAGUCGGGAUGUUAAUAAGAGGAGCUGGGGCUUUGGGGAUGAUGGGUUUUGA
Messenger RNA from Histoplasma mississippiense, 1575 nucleotides. RefSeq lists its product with no specific name. Lineage: Eukaryota; Fungi; Ascomycota; Eurotiomycetes; Onygenales; Ajellomycetaceae. Bases 1 to 1575 code for a protein of 524 amino acids. The transcript is spliced from 2 exons. The record is from RefSeq and is a predicted model, not a curated record.